Molecule: messenger RNA, 891 nt
Organism: Gastrolobium bilobum
Lineage: Eukaryota; Viridiplantae; Streptophyta; Magnoliopsida; Fabales; Fabaceae
Exons: 1
Coding region: 1-891 (296 amino acids)
Biological process (GO): protein import into nucleus
Cellular component (GO): cytoplasm; nucleus
Molecular function (GO): nuclear import signal receptor activity
Source: RefSeq, a predicted model, not a curated record
AUGGAGUCAGAGGUCCCAAGACUCGUUUUCUAUGUCCUCGCUGAAACCGUUUCCGCUAUAUACAAAACUCAUCAACACUGGCCUCAGAUUCUUGAAUGGCUUGUGUCGUCUAUCGCUUCAAACGACGACGACAAGUUUCGUGAAGUCGCGCUGUUGGUUUUGUGUUCGUUGCCAAACGAUUGUUGUUUUCUUAUUUGCGAUGCUCUCCGCGACCGCCGCCACCUUCUUCAUUCGUCGUUCUUGAUUUAUCUGGCGUCGUCGAACCCUAACGUUCAGGUUGCGUCGUUUGGUGCGGUUGUGAGUUUGGUUCAGUUGUUCUCUGAUCCUUCACUGUUCCAUGAGCUCUUACGUGCGAUGAUGGCUGGCGUGUUCACACUAUUGCACGGUUUCGAAGGUACCUAUUUUCGAAUCGCGUUCGUUGAGUUGAUAAAUAUGUUGUCUCAAGAGCCUCUUCUGUUGAAGCCUUACGUGAGUGACAUGGUUCUCGACGCGCUUCAGAUCGCGGAGAGUGAGGGUUUGACCAAUGAAACGCAUCGUUUGGCGUUUGAGUUGGUUAUGGCCAUGACUGAGGUAAAAGAGUACGGUGAACACGUGUUGCUGAACCUUCCUUCUCAAGCUGUGGUUAGGUUGUUCCUCGUUUCUAUGAAAAUGCUUCUGUGUAUUGAAGAGGAUGGUGGUGUUGGUGACCAUGACCAUGACCAUGACUUUGGAAUAAAGUGUUUGAAACAACUUUGUGUUACACUUGGAGGGAGUAAAGUAUUGGCAAUUGCUUUAGAACUGUUGCCUCUUUACUUGGAUUCCAAGGAAUGGAAGAAGCGCCAUGCUGGAAUUACACUGCUUACUGUGAUCUCAAAAGAGUUCUCUGAUGAAAUGGUGACCUCAUCAUCUUAA